GCCUGUUGCAAAUCAUGAAGCUCUUCUCGACUACCACCGCCGUCCUCUGCCUCGCCUCGGCGGCGGACGGAUUCGUCGUCGCACCUCCGUCAUCGAGGGCAAGCGUCGCAGCACCCGGCAGGCAGUGCACACGAAUGGUCUCGCCUCUGCCCGCUGCUGCUGCUGCUUCCGCUGGCGCAUCAUCGCUGACGACGGUGCUUCAGUCUUCCGUGGUGCCGUUGAUUGCUGCUGCUGGCGGGGUGGCGGAGCCGGGAACCGUCGAUGCGCCGGGAUGGGUUCUCCCGGCGGGAGCCGUCGCGGUGAUCCUGACUGCGGGACUGAUCCCCCUCCUGCUCAAGCCCGGGGACGACGCGGCUAGGGACAUGCAGGAGAGGGACGAGGGUCUGUGGGAACAAAACAAAAAAUUGUAGAGAGGCAGUCACAUGUUAAGGGUGAGCCAACUGGGCGAAGAAGAAGGAAAUAGAGUUCGUUCCCCGAUUCAGGGGCCGGGAGCCAGCGGCGCGUAUACGGGCCGCCCGCAAUAUAGAGUGAAAGCAGGCAGGGACCAGGUCGUCCUUCUAUUGUAGCUGGGCCGGAGAGGGCUCUCUCACCGGCGUAAGAGGAAGGACACAUUAGGCCGAAGGACCAACGAGCACACAGCCACGGGGACCCUUUUCUUUGCGGCUGGGGGGAGGAAUUCGGACAUCAUUGGGGGCUCGGCGGCCGGCGCGUCGUGCUUCCGAGCGCAGUUCGUUUACCCGUGUUCACACGCUGAAGUGUUGAGUACAAUUGGGUUGAGAGCGGUUGUUGGAGGUGUUGGAGGUCGGGGUUCCUCGAAGCGUCAACAUCCACAAAGCAAGGCGGAACAUGCAACGACACCAUGCGUUGCCACAUAAGCUUUAGUUUUAGAGAGAAAGCUGCGCAUAUAUACGGGCUAAGUAAACGGGCGAAGAGCUCUGUAUCGUGAUGGCGAUGAAAACACGCGCACGCUAAGGCUUCAGCCCGUUCUUGGCCCUUGAGGCGCUGCGUUUUGAAUGACAUUGGGCGAGAGUGUCCAACCGCUGGAGUAGACAGGAUUGAACAAGGACAAGUGUAGCCCCCUAUCCCUGCCGGUGGGGCCCUUGUUUUGCAGAAAAACACCAACAGCACAGGAUGACGCGAGGGAAAAGGUCCAGGAGAACAGAGAAGUGUUGUAGGCCUCGUAGCUGUUGUAACAGGUCGACAGGAGGAAAGGGGGAGAACUAGAGGCACCCUCUUCCCAAGAUGUUCUGAAGCUCUACUUAUAUAGGCUUCAGAGUCUGUCACGGAAAUUCUCAGAACUUAUCGAUUUCGACCCC
Messenger RNA from Ectocarpus siliculosus, 1316 nucleotides. The record is from the annotation of a GenBank genome assembly. NCBI's taxonomy places the organism in Eukaryota, Phaeophyceae, Ectocarpales, Ectocarpaceae.